AUGACUCAUCUUUUUAUGGAUAUCAAACAGGAACUGCAGCUAGAUGACACGUCUCUUCUUAUUCCAAAAACAGACGUUGUUAUCAAUGUCACAAGAACGGGAAAGGCUGUGACUCUCAUAAACCUUUCUUUCACGGGGUCAGAAACUGUGUUUCGCAUGUUCAAUGAAUUGUUUCUUUUAAUGUGUAUUCCUUCCCUUGACAGUUUCUUCCGGAAUCAGACAACUGGGAAACUAAAGGAAAUGAUGGGAUUCAUUGUAGAUAAUGGUCCGUCGGAAGCCCAAAAUAACUUCUCAGUUCAAAUGUUAAUAGUCAGGCUGGUAAAGUUUCUUGAUCUGGACAAGGCCACUCAAAGGUCAUUUGCAGAAUAUUUAAGUAAACGAAAUUUCGUGGAACGAGUUCACACAGUGGAAAACAAAGUCCUUUCCGAUCACGGUCCAUUCUCCUCGAAACAGGUUCAUGAAGCAGGGUCUCCAGGUAGCAAGGAACACAAGGAAAAUAUGGAGCGUAUGGCUCAGGACAUUGUAAAGUGCAUCGGGAAAGGUGUAUUUAACAAGGAACAGAUUAGGUGUUUUAGGGGAACAGGAAGCGAGGAAAAUUAUAUCUUCGGGGAUGAAGAGGAGUUGAAGAAUUUUAGUCCGUUAUCAGAGGAAAGAAAACGAAAGGAUAAAACAUAUUAUCUCCCUAUUAAGAGUGAAAAGUGA
Molecule: messenger RNA, 702 nt
Organism: Porites lobata
Lineage: Eukaryota; Metazoa; Cnidaria; Anthozoa; Scleractinia; Poritidae
Source: the annotation of a GenBank genome assembly